AUGGAGGCUUCAAAGAUGGUGACUGAUGGCUUCAACUAUGGUAAUGAGUUGGUGGCUGCUGAACAUAUAAGCCUCGAGUUCUUUACUUCACUCUCGACGGCAUCACGGCACAACGACUCUCCAUCUCUGAUGAAGUCCACAAGCAGUGCUCUGUUGGACUUGGAGGGUGAAAGCAAAAGCUCUCCCUCAUCCUUUGAAUCAAAACUUUUGUUCUGCAACGGAGGGAGUGAUCUCCAGUCACGAAUUUCCAAAUUUAAUCCGACUGUGAAGAAGCCUGAGAUCUCUUCAACUUCCCAGAGCCAAGUUCUAGACAAGGUCAAGAAUUUCCUGGGAGUUCUAUCAGAAGCAAACAAAAAACUGGAGGUUGAUGCGAAGAAAAAUCCUAAAAAGUAUGAUAUAGAAGAACUCACUAGGGAGGAUUCUGAAUACAUAGAAAUGAAUUUAAUAUUGGGUGUUGCAGAGGUUUAUUCCUUUGAGGCUGUUGCUGCUGCUGAGUCUGCCAUAGCUCGUCAGCAACCACUGAUUCCAUUAGCUUCAAUCAGUAGCGCAACCACCGAUGUUGAUGACAGUAGCAACGAAGAUGGUCAUUGA
This is a messenger RNA of Solanum dulcamara, 591 nucleotides long. RefSeq lists its product as uncharacterized. The record is from RefSeq and is a predicted model, not a curated record. Gene Ontology annotation, biological process: box C/D snoRNP assembly. The transcript is spliced from 2 exons. The coding region runs from base 1 to 591 and encodes 196 amino acids. Gene Ontology annotation, molecular function: box C/D methylation guide snoRNP complex binding. Lineage: Eukaryota; Viridiplantae; Streptophyta; Magnoliopsida; Solanales; Solanaceae.